UCAACAGACGCCAAUUUUUGUUUUUGUACGUGGGGCUGGUCGUCUCCGCUCUCUUUGGCCCUUGACUGCCUGGGGCGCCGAAAACAAUUUUGUUCCGGGUAGCUGACGCGGUUCCGCAAACUGGAUGGUACAUGGUGUGCAGUGGAGAUAUCUUUCAGGCACAUGAUUGUCCAUUAAUACACCGACUGAUUCUCUUAGACACCGGAAGUGACUACGGCAACGGUAGCAACUAUGGAGAAGCUCUCUCCACGUACUAGCUGUGAUCUUCAAGGAGAUGAUAUUGGCAUUGGAACGCCAGAUAGAAGACGGAGUCUGUGCUCGCGUAAAUCAUCCGGACUGCCGGCACCUGGCAGCCCGUCGAUGCAGCGGACUGCGCAGUCAGCAAACCUUUUAGCACAGCGUCUUGCCGAUGCCUCGCACCUACUCGGCUCCAUAAAGGAUGGUAUCAACACAUUUGAUCGGCAAAUGGGAAAUCUGAACAAUGCACUUAUCGACGCACGGAGUCAAAUGGACAAGUCACUUCAGAUAAGCAGAGAUAUCUCGACAAAGCUCUCCCCUUGCCGUCACGUGAUGCUAUCUGCCAGAUCAUCUGCAUCUUGACCAAGCGUGAGUGAAUUACAACGGAGCACAGUGCUCCACUGUCAUCAUGACCAAGCAUGACUGAAAUGCGAUGGAACACAGUACUCCGCUGUCAUCUUGACCAAGCGUGAUUGAAAUGCGACUGAGUGCAGUGCUUUGCUGUCUGCUGCUCUGACAUGAGAAAAGAUAACCUGAUGUAGCAGUGGCUGAAGCCAACCUUCGCUGCCCUCAGCAAAAUAUGCCGGACGAUUUUCUUGUGCCGCACUAACCACUUACUGUAUAUUUCGUGAUUAUUUUUUUCAUGUUUAUGGCACCUGAGUGCCAUGGAGCUCUGUCUUGAUGAAACAGACAUAACCCCCUCCCCUUGUCUUCUUUAGUACAUCCAACUUCAAAUACCAUUUUUCAAUUCUACUCUAUUCUGAACUCUUCAGCUGCGAUUGUUCUAUUUUCCAUGACAGAACUUGAUCAUUUCUCUAGGAAGAUGUGUAUUGACAAGUACAAAUGAUUACAACAUACCGCUGAGUUUUUCUGCUAUAGUAUUUAUUUUAGCUCAUUUCUCGAACUAGCUUGUUAGGCCAUAUUAGAUUCAUGCUUGCUUUGGAUGCUUCUGGCUAGUGAUCCCAGUUGGCCCUGUUUGAUCCGAAUGGAUUUCUGGUCAUGGUAUUGCAUGGUUGGGGAUGAGAGGCAGCGAGUACCUGGUCUUCACUGGGGAACUCACUGCCAGGUAUGCAAAGUAAAGUGUCCUGCCUGACAUUGCAAUCAUAUAAACACAGGAAAUUGAGAUUGACUCUUGUACAGUAUACCGGUACUCUGUCUUGUAGACUUUAUAUGCGCUGUGCGAAAUCAUAAUUAUACCGGUAAAAAAGAAGUA
Molecule: messenger RNA, 1450 nt
Organism: Sycon ciliatum
Lineage: Eukaryota; Metazoa; Porifera; Calcarea; Leucosolenida; Sycettidae
Exons: 4
Coding region: 232-600 (122 amino acids)
Source: RefSeq, a predicted model, not a curated record